Owenia fusiformis is the source of this 5303-nucleotide messenger RNA. The record is from the annotation of a GenBank genome assembly. Lineage: Eukaryota; Metazoa; Annelida; Polychaeta; Sabellida; Oweniidae.
AAAUUGGUGUGCAUUGAAUUACCGGUGCAAAAACUCAUGAAAAUCGAGGUUUUCAUUUUUUGAAAAAAAUCUGUUCAGAAAUUUUCAGUGCAGUUUUCAGUGCACGACAGUGAGUAAGUUUGAACAUCUGGAUAGUCUAGUCAAAUCAACGAAAAUAUACUACCAGUAUUCAUGAUUCAGUAAAGAAGCAAAAGAUGUCAAGUGCUGAAGGAAAACCUGGAGAGGGGGACUCAAACAAACCACCGUCUAGUCAAGAAACUGGACAGGAUGUCGCACCUCCUCUCAUUACAACAGAGAAAAAGGAUGUCAAAAAAGAAGAUGACAAGAAAAAAUCUAUAUUUGGUGGGAAAAAGUCUCUUGUCUCCGCUGCAAAGAAUGCUGUCGGGAAGAAAGUUGUCCUUACAGGGGAGGCUGUUCAAGCAAUGGCAAAGCAGGCAAAGGCGACAAGAGAUGAUCGUCGAUCAGCGAUGGAUGGGAGGCACAUUUUCCUGUUCCAAAAGAUUGCAGACAGUAUAGGUAUUGAACUGACCCAAGUCGAGGACUUUGUUCUUGGAGAUGAAAAGUAUGAAUUGAUUGAUGAUUUCCUUGAAGCCAAUGGCUCUAAGAAGUUACUCUUCUACUACCAGGCUGACCCAUUGAAGGAAUCAGUCCACUUCAGAGAGAUGUCAGUGCCAAACACUGUCAAUGCAGUGGCGAACAAGGAAGCGAACAAACGGCUGUUUGUUACUACAGGACUAGAUGAGGCUUUUAAAGGAAUAUGCAUCUUCUUCCUACGUACUAGCCCAGAGAAGGCUAUUACCCUAAAUAAUAUUGCUCAAGAAAUCAAUUUUGGUCUGCUAGAUUCAAAUGGAGGUCACAUUCUUGAUGGGAUUGAAAAACUCCUGAGUAGAAUGUGGGUCCCAGCUCUUAAAUCACAAGAGGACUGGGGAUCCCUUAAUGACGGUAACAAGAAUCAAGUGGUAGACUUUGUGGACCAAUUGGAGAAGUUUGUUGCCACUCUAGUGGGAGCUAAAGGCAACAUGGAGGGACAUAUCAGACUAACUGAGAAUGAGGUGGGAGACAUGCUUAGUGGAUGUACCCCAGCUGACUACCAAACUUGGUCCAAUAACCCUGACGUUCUUGAGAAACUGGAAGCUACCUUGACUACCUGGUCAAAACAGAUCGAACAGGUUUUGGCCGAAAGUGAGCAGAUGAGACGUGAAGCUGACGACAUUGGACCAACUGCCGAGCUAGCCUACUGGAAAAACAGAAUGGCAAAGUUCAAUAAUUUACUUGACCAGAUUAAGACCCCUAGAUGUAAAGUAGUUGUAGGAAUUCUUCACGCAGCAAAGUCAAAGACUCUCAUAAAGUGGAGGGAGUUGGACAGUCGCAUCACUGAUGCUGCAAAUGAAGCUAAGGACAAUGUGAAAUAUCUUUACACACUGGAUAAGUUCUUUGGACCUCUAGUCAAAUGUAACCCUUCCACCAUGAUCGAGCACAUCCCAAGCUUGAUGAAUGCCAUCAGGAUGAUCUACAGUAUUUCACAGUAUUACAACACAUCGGAGCGCAUGACAUCACUCUUUGUUAAAGUGACCAAUCAGAUGAUCACUACAUGCAAAGCCUACAUCUUGCAAGGUGUCACCAAAAUUUGGGAACACCCAAGGAGUGAACUGUUAAGGAGACUCCAGGAAUGCAGUACAUUAAAUGAGGCGUACCAGAAAUGUUUCCAGAAAACCAAACAGAAACUUCAGGACACCCCUAAAGAACGCCAGUUUGAGUUCAGUGAGAACUACAUCUUUGGAAAGUUUGACACAUUCUGUCAGCGUCUGGAGAAGAUCUCUGAUAUGGUGAACACAAUGGAACAUUUCUCUGGCCUAGGAGAGGUGCGUAUUGAAGGGAUUGAAACUAUUGCUGUACGCUUCAAGACCAUUGUGGAUGCAACCAAGAAGAAGAGCUAUGAUAUUCUGGAUCAUCGCAAGGGAGAUUUUGAUAAUGACUACCUGGAGUUCAAGAACCAGAUCAAAGGCCUACAAAACCAGAUACAAAGCUUCGUAGACAUGUGGUUCGAAAAAUCAUUAUCGAUUGACAAAGCUCUGCAGCUAUUGGAGAAAUUCGAGAAGAUUGGAGCACAGCUUGAUCUGAGUGAAAAGUACAACAAAAUUCUUCAUGAUUACGGUAAAGACCUUGAGGCUGUCCGUAAGAUCUACCAGAAGAGUAAGUCAGAGCCCCCUAUUGCCAGAAAUCUGCCACCAGUUGCGGGAAAAAUAGCAUGGGCACGUCAGCUGUACAGGCGUAUAGAGUCACCAAUGAAAAUCUUCAAAAAGAAAAGUGAAUUCUUGAGAAGCAGUGAAGCCAAGAAAAUAGUCCGUAAUUACAACAAAAUGGCUGCAGUACUGAUGGAGUUUGAGAUGCUGUAUCAUAGAGGCUGGUUCAGGGCUGUAGAUGCUGCUAAGAGUGGGCUGAAUGCCUCUUUGCUUGUCAAGCACCCUGAAACAAAGGAAAUCUUUGUGAACUUUGACCCACAGAUCUUGGAACUUAUUCAAGAAGCCAAGCAUCUUAAGAGGCUGAACCUUGAGAUUCCAGAAACAGCAGUUAUAAUCUGUGUCAAGGAGGAUCAGAUUAAAACUACUUAUGUAGGAUUGACUGAGUUGUUGAAGGAGUAUAACAGGAUCCUGGACACUGUGCCACCCCUGUUGAUGCCCCUUAUGGACCCAUACAAGAACAGGAUCCUUGAGGCAAUGAAACCUGGUCUCACCUCUCUAAGCUGGACCUCUCUCAAUGUAGACACAUACGUGAAGAACAUCUACAAGAUCAUUGCAAAUGUUGAGAAUGUGGUGAAACAAACCUCUGACAUCUUGGAGUGCAGGAUUGAUGCUGUCUUGGAGGAUAUGUCCUUGACCCCACUCUGCGAACUCCCAGAGGAAGACCCUGUGACUGUCUCACAGUUCUUAGCCAUGACAGAUGAGGCUGUGGAGUUUGCAUCAGAGAAACUCUCCAAACAAAGCCAACUGGUAGAGAAAGCAAUGAAUGACCUCAUUCAUACAUUCAAGUCUCACAUUGAUGAGAAAGAUCAGGUGAAUCUGUCUGCAGAGGAGGGAUAUACAUGCAUACACCCUGACUCUAAACAUAAGAAGCAGAGAUGUCUGGAGUGUCAGCCAUGUAGCUACUAUACACUCCUGAAUAAUUUCACACAGAGAAACACUGAUGCUCUGAUUAAAUCGACCCGCUUGUCACUUGAUGCCAUAAAGCGUCGACUUCAGACAUCCAACAAGUACAUCUCAGACAAGACCGACAGCAUUGACUCCAAGCCACCAAUGUUUAAGGCUGAUAUUGUGCUUGCCAUCCCUAAUGUCGUGAUGAGACCUUCCCUUGAAGAUAUACAAGGAUGUGUCAAUAAGUCAGUCCAGUGCAUCCUGAAAAUGUCCUGUAAUAUUCCACAGUGGAAACAUCAGGUUCUGCAACAGAAACAGCAAAUUAAGGAGCUUGAGGCUACUGAUGAUAAAAAUGAAACUGAUACUACAACAACGAAGAUCAUCCCCCAAUCUCUGAUCAAGCCACUCCACAAGAUGAUUGCUGAGCACAAAGAUGUCACUAAGAUCGUCAUUCAGCUCAACUCCAUCAUCAGCACCUUUAAGCUCGAGGUCAAUGAGGUCAUGGAGCAUUUCACUGUUUUCUCCAAAAUUUGGAACGAGGAGGCUUCUGAGAAAAUUAGAGAAUUCUUAGAAACAAAUCCAAUAUUGUCAGAGUUUGAAGAACAAAUCAAGUAUUACUUGAAUAUCCGUGAUGAUUUAGAGGAAAUCCAGCCCAGCUUCCGUGUUGGCUCUGUAGUCUUCAUGACAGACUCCAUCAAAGUUUCCCUUAUUGCUGAAGUGAAUAACUGGGUGAACCAAUUUGGCAACGCUCUCAACGAUAAAUGUGUACAUGAAAUGGACGAAGUUCUCGAAUUCACAGAUAAUCUGAUGAAGCGUCUCAGUCGACCAAUCAACGAUCUCGAUGAUGUCAGAGCUCAGAUGGCGUCACUGACUGAGAUUCGUCAGAAUGAGAUACGUAUCCAAAUGACCAUCACUCCCAUAGAAGAGGCCUUUAUUGUUAUGCAGAGAUAUCAAUUGUCCAUCAAGGACAGGGAAAGUGCUGAGAGGGUGGACACAAUGUCCUACAACUGGAAGAAGCUUUGUACUUUGGUUUUGGAGGUACAAGACAAUCUCAUUACCAUCCAGCCAAAGUUCAAGUCCAAUCUGCUGGAUGGCGUCAUACAGUUUAUGGAUGAUGUCAAUGCAUUUGUGGAUGACUACAACAAAAAGGGACCAAUGGAGGAUGGUAUAAUCCCUAGGGAGGCCUCAGAUCGACUAACCUUAUACCAGGCCCGCUUUGAUGAACUCUGGCGUAAAUACCAGACAUACUCUGGGGGUGAAGAGCUUUUUGGACUUCCUGUCACGGAAUACCCAGAGCUUCAGAAAAUUCGCAAGGAGUUGAACCUACUUCAAAAGCUGUACUCACUAUACAAUGCAGUCCUGCAGAAUGUUAAUGGCUACUUUGAUAUACAUUGGGCAGAAAUAGACAUUGAUCAGAUCAAUCUGGAACUCGUUGAAUUCCAGAAUAGAUGCCGUAAGCUGCCUAAAGCAUUGAAAGAAUGGCAAGCAUACGAGGAGCUACGUAAGACGAUUGAUGAUUUCAAUGAGACCUGCCCCCUAUUGGAGAUGAUGGCGAACAAAGCAAUGCAAACACGUCAUUGGGAUAGAAUGUCUGUCCUAACAGGACACACCUUUGAUGUCGAUUCUGACAAUUUCCUACUGAGGAAUCUCAUGGAGGCUCCAUUGUUGAAGAAUAAAGAAGAUAUAGAGGAUAUCUGUAUCUCUGCUGUGAAAGAGAAGGACAUUGAAGCCAAGCUAAAGGCUGUGGUCAAUGACUGGAGUGCUCAGACCUUCCAGUUCGCUCCAUUCAAAACACGAGGAGAACUACUUCUUAAAGGUGACACAACUGGUGAGACUGUUGCAUUGAUGGAGGACAGUUUAAUGAUCUUGGGCUCAUUAUUGAGCAAUCGUUACAAUGCCCCCUUCAAGCCCAAGAUCCAGGAAUGGGUCCAGAAGCUAACUGGCACCACAGAGAUCAUUGAGAAUUGGUUGAUUGUACAGAAUCUCUGGAUAUAUCUCGAGGCUGUAUUUGUGGGUGGAGACAUUGCCAAACAAUUACCACAGGAAGCCAAGCGGUUCCAAAAUAUUGACAAAUCAUGGAUUAAGAUUAUGGGGAGGGCCCAUGAGACCACAAAUGUUGUACAAUGUUGCGUUGGUGAUGACACUCUGUCACAACUGUUACCCCAUCUAUUG